CUUGUGGUGAGGUGCCCGUGCUAGGAGGGACUGAGGGGGCUGGAAAGGCUUCCGUAAGGAAGUGGGGAGUGGGGCAGCUUGUGCAAAGGUCCUGCGGUGAGUAGCAGGUGCCAGGAGAGAUGGAAGAAAGCAGGGUGCUGAGCACAGCCUGGCAUGAGGCUGGAGGGCAGCCUGGGGGCCACUGGGCCUGCUCCUGAGCCACACGCCUGCCUGUCCUCAGCGAGCGGCCCCGUGGAGACUCGGGCUCACGCAGAGGAGCGGCUGCUGAAGAAGCUCUUCUCUGGCUACAACAAGUGGUCCCGGCCCGUGGCCAACAUCUCGGACGUGGUCCUUGUCCACUUUGGCCUGUCCAUCGCCCAGCUCAUUGACGUGGACGAGAAGAACCAGAUGAUGACGACGAAUGUGUGGGUGAAGCAGGAGUGGCGGGACUAUAAGCUGCGCUGGGACCCCAGGGACUACGAGAACGUGACUUCCAUCCGCAUCCCCUCCGAGCUCAUCUGGCGGCCAGAUAUCGUGCUCUACAACAACGCGGACGGGGACUUCGCCAUCACCCACCUGACUAAGGCCCACCUGUUCCACGACGGGCGGGUGCAGUGGACGCCGCCUGCCAUCUACAAGAGCUCCUGCAGCAUCGACGUCACCUCCUUCCCCUUCGACCAGCAGAACUGCACCAUGAAGUUUGGGUCCUGGACCUACGACAAGGCCAAGGUCGACCUGGUGAGCAUGCACAGCCACGUGGACCGGCUGGGCUUCUGGGAGAGCGGCGAGUGGGUUCUCGUGGACGCCGUGGGCACCUACAACACCAGGAAGUACGAGUGCUGCGCUGAGGUGUACCCUGACAUCACCUACGCCUUCAUCAUCCGGCGCCUGCCGCUCUUCUACACCGUCAACCUCCUCAUCCCCUGCCUGCUCCUCUCCUGCCUCACGGUGCUGGUCUUCUACCUGCCCUCCCAGUGCGGCGAGAAGGUCACGCUGUGUAUCUCCGUGCUGCUGUCGCUCACCGUCUUCCUGCUGCUCAUCACCGAGAUAAUCCCCUCCACCUCCCUGGUCAUCCCACUCAUCGGCGAGUACCUGCUGUUCACCAUGAUCUUCGUCACGCUCUCCAUCAUCAUCACCGUCUUCGUGCUCAACGUGCACCACCGCUCCCCGCGCACCCACUCCAUGCCCGCCUGGGUGCGCCGCGUUUUCCUGGACAUCGUGCCGCGGCUGCUCUUCAUGGAGCGGCCGCCCAUGACCAAGGUCAACUGCGGGCGGCUCAUCGAAUCCAUGCACAGGAUGGCCAGUGCCCCUCGCUUCUGGCCGGAGCCUGAGGAGCCCAACUUCAUGAGCAAAGUCCAGAGCCAGGGCCCCUCGCCCACCCCGGCCUUCUGUGCUCCCCUGGAUGCGCCAGGCAAGCCCCAGCCGGCCUGCACGUUGCCCUCAGACCAGGUGCCCGCUCUGCGGCUAGCAGAGGCCAAGGAAGCCAGCCCCGGCCCGUCGCCCAGCCCCUGCCGCCCAACCACCAGCACCUGGGCCCCGGGGCUUGCCAAAGCCCGGUCUCUGAGCAUCCAACACAUGUCCAGCCCCAACAAAGCACCGGAGGGCGGCAUCCGGUGCCGGUCUCAGAGCAUCCAGUACUGCGUUCCUCAAGACGAGGCCGCCUCCCAGGCCAGCGCCCCUGUGGCCAGCUCCCCUCCCUCCUUGCAGGCUCCCUGGACUGAGCUCCCACCUGCAGACCAGGCCUCUCCCUGCAAAUGCAAGUGCAAGGAGCUGUCCACAGGAUCCUCAAACACAGCGUUCAAAGCCCUCAACACCAAAGCACCGCCCCGCCGCCCGCCCCUGCCGCCCGCCCUGACGCCCGCCCUGACGCGGGCUGCCGAGGGCAUCCAGCACAUUGCAGCCCACCUGAAGGCGGAAGACACCGACUUCUCGGUGAAGGAGGACUGGAAGUACGUGGCCAUGGUCAUCGACCGCAUCUUCCUCUGGGUGUUCGUCAUCGUCUGCCUGCUGGGGACGGCCGGCCUCUUCCUGCCACCCUGGUUGGCCGGCAUGAUCUAGGCACCCAAGCACUGUACGGAUCACUUUAAAAAUCAGAGCAGAAAAUGUGCGGGGCCACGCCACCUGCCGGUUGUUCCCCACCUCCAUCUGCUGCCUCCUGGGGAGGCGGGUGUGGCUCGGUGGCUGGGCCCUGCCCAGGAGGCAGCCCGCUGAGAAAGGCUUGUUCUCACCACGGGGCAUCGCUGCCUGAGCCACACCGAAGUGCACCCCGAGCAUGGCUGCUCUCUCCUCACAGGUCCCAGCCGUCCCCACGUCCUGGGGCCAAGCCCUCAGCCCCUCUCAGCCCCUGACCCUCCUCCCUGUGGGAUCCCGAGGCCCCUGCCUGUCCAUCCCCCAGCGUGGGGACACCACCCCUACCCUUGGUCCUCGGCCUGCUCUCUCUGACCCCACAGAGGCCAGUCACAACCAUGCGAGUCUCACUUGCCAGGUGGGCCUAAGCAGGGGUUUUAUUUUAUUUUAUUUUUAAAACAUAUUUUUAUUGAUUUCAGAGAGGAAGGUAGAGGGAG
This is a messenger RNA of Myotis davidii, 2543 nucleotides long. It is a transcript of the gene CHRNA4, whose product is annotated as cholinergic receptor nicotinic alpha 4 subunit. Gene Ontology annotation, cellular component: postsynaptic membrane; synapse; neuron projection. Lineage: Eukaryota; Metazoa; Chordata; Mammalia; Chiroptera; Vespertilionidae. Gene Ontology annotation, molecular function: transmembrane signaling receptor activity; acetylcholine-gated monoatomic cation-selective channel activity. The coding region runs from base 154 to 2037 and encodes 627 amino acids. The transcript is spliced from 5 exons. Gene Ontology annotation, biological process: monoatomic ion transmembrane transport; signal transduction; nervous system process. The record is from RefSeq and is a predicted model, not a curated record.